Molecule: messenger RNA, 3349 nt
Organism: Pungitius pungitius (ninespine stickleback)
Lineage: Eukaryota; Metazoa; Chordata; Actinopteri; Perciformes; Gasterosteidae
Gene: adgrg4b
Product: adhesion G-protein coupled receptor G4
Exons: 26
Coding region: 157-3255 (1032 amino acids)
Biological process (GO): cell surface receptor signaling pathway; adenylate cyclase-activating G protein-coupled receptor signaling pathway
Cellular component (GO): plasma membrane
Molecular function (GO): G protein-coupled receptor activity
Source: RefSeq, a predicted model, not a curated record
GUAAUGACAAUAAUAGCAACGAUACUAACACCAUGUACAACAUGAGUUGAUUCAUGCACUCCAGUUCUGCUUCUACAAUUGAGAAAGAAGAUACAUAAAAAAUACCUGAAAUUGAUCAGUUAUCUUUUUUAAUAUGUUGCUGUUGUUAGCGUGCUGAUGUCUCUUAUUGUUCUUUACCUCCUUCGUGUUUCCUUCGGCUGCUUGGCAGUGUGGUCGUCUUACGAAGUGAAACUCAAGUUCUCCAUCUCCCGUUCCAACGUGGAGUUCUACACAGCGAGAGACAUCGCACACAAAUGGCUCAGAGAGAUUCUGCCACAAACCAUCUAUUUAAACAUGGUGUCUGUGAGUGAAGCGACCAGACAAGAAGUCCAGUGGGUAAAAAGAAAACAUGAAGACAUCUCGGUGUGGCGGUCGCUCCCUUACACAAGGUUCAACUGCCUGGUUCACGUCAGCGUCAUCCCCCGGUUGGAUGUGGCAGAUGUGCAAAGCAAGAUGCACUCCAACCUGAGUCAGGUCUACCUCGACCCCAGCGGGCAGCUGCAGCUGUGGACUGACAUGGACACGAUACACACCACGCCCGUUGAUAAUUUCUCUGUUGUCCCAACCGAUGUGGCCAAGGUCACAACCACCACAUUUAAACCCACAACGUCCAUCAUCGCCAAGAGCACCUCAUCAGGCGCCUCCACCCUGGCAACCAGCCUCACGACAAGCCCUGCAAAUAUCUCGGAGCUGUUUUUUGAGGUUACAGUGAAUGUUUCCAUAACGGGAGACUAUGACCCUUUGCAGAUUCUUUCCACCUGGCUCAACUCGAGUCUACCUGACGACAAGAUGAUGGUCCUUGACCUCCAGCUGUCAAACCUGUCUGACAGAGUGUUGGAGCGCAAGGUUUCCAGCAGAGAGAGCUGUGUUUUCCAGGUCCGGGUCAUGAUGUCGCUCUCAGACACACAGGAAAUGGAAGAGCAGAUACGAUCCCUGCUGCUGGUGCCUUAUAGCAACGGAUCGAUCUCCAUAGCAACUGAGGACAUCCAGAUAAGCCAAAUUUUGAUACUCAUGUGCAAUGCAGAAACCCGGCUGACGCGGAGGGGACUGUUUGAGUGGCCGCGUACUUCAGGAGGAACAAUGGCAAGCAGGCCGUGCCCCAAAAACCCUCAACGCAACGCCACUCGGCUCUGUAAACUGUGCCUCAGUACCAACUGGGUCGCUCCGGACCUGAAAGACUGUCACCGGGUGGUGGAGACCAUCCCUGAUCUGGAUCACAUCGAAGUCACUGCUGACAACGCACUGGACGUGGUGGUGAUGAUUGAGGCUUUACUGAGAGACCACUCCUCACUCAACUACCAGGAGCUGCUCACCAUCCUCAACAAGCUGCAGGACGUUGUAAAGCUCAGCAGGGUCACACCGAACCUGGGCCAAGCUCUGAUCGACACCCUCUCCGACAUCCUGGAAUCUGACAGCAACCUGCUGCCGUUUACCAACAUGAUCCUGAACAUAACCGAUGCUGUAGGAGACAUGAUGGUGGACUACAAGGACUCCUUCACUCUGAUUGCUCCUGCCAUCGCCAUGUCAGUGGUGGAUGUAGUGCCGGGACAGUUUAGCACUCUGACCUUCGGAGUGUCGUCCGACCGCGGCGGCACGAAGCCGGAGAUAUUCAUCAACAGGUCUCCCUUCAACGGCACGGUGGCUUUCAUCUUCCUGCCGUCGGCCCUGCAGCACAGCUUCCCGCAGGGCGGCUGUGGCCAAAGGGCCACGGCGCGGGUCAAGUUUCAGUUCUUCGGCAUCCCAACGCUCUUCAAGGACAGCCAAAAUGGGCGGAGCCUCAACACCUUCGUGGUGUCAGCCAGCGUGACCAACGCCAUUGCCCCGGUCAAGAACAUGGAUGAAGACGUCAAGGUCACGCUGCGCCAUCUCGUUCCCAAUACACUCCAAAAGGACGUGCAGUGUGUGUACUGGAACUUCAAUAAAAACAAAGGACUCGGAGGCUGGGACGAUUACGGCUGCAGGAUUGCAAACAGCAGCUCCGACUACACAACGUGCCUCUGUGAUCAUCUCACGCACUUUGGAGUUCUUCUGGAUGUCUCCAGGACUCCGUUGGACGCGGCCAACGAGCAGAUCCUGACCAUCAUCACCUACGCCGGCUGUGGCGUCUCGUCGCUGUUCUUGGGAAUCACCGUUCUCACGUACACGGCCUUCGAAAAGCUCCGUCGAGACUACCCCUCUCAGAUCCUCAUCAACCUCUCCCUGGCGCUGCUGGGCCUGAACUUGGUGUUUCUGGUCAACUCGUGGCUGUCCUCCUGGGGCGUCUAUGGCCUGUGUGUGGCCGUGGCCACCGUGCUGCACUACUUCCUGCUGGCGUCCUUCACCUGGAUGGGGUUGGAGGCCGUCAACAUGUACUUUGCACUCGUCAAAGUCUUCAACGUCUACGUGCCCUCCUACAUCCUCAAGUUCUGCGCUCUGGGAUGGGGGAUUCCUCUGGUGAUCUGCGUCCUGGUGCUCAUCGUGGACAGAGAGGCGUACGGCAGCCACCUCUACACGGACGCUUCGACUGGCUUGGCGCCGUUGGGCGACUCUGACAGCUUCUGUUGGAUUCAGGACAAUGUGACGUUCUACGUGUCUGUCGUGGCCUAUGCGCUGCUGGUCUUUCUCUUCAACAUUGCGGUUUUUGUGGUCGUGCUGAUCCAGAUUCGCCACAUGCGAGCCAACAGCCCGGCUGGGACCCGCAGGGGACUCGUGCACGACCUGAAGGGCGUCGCCAGCCUCACGCUGUUACUCGGACUGACGUGGACACUUGGCUUCUUCACCUGGGGACCAGGCAGAGUAGUUCUGCUGUACCUUUUCGCUGGACUCAACACCUUGCAAGGACUUUUCAUCUUCCUCUUCCACUGUCUGAUGAAGGAAAAUGUCCGCAAACAGUGGAGAAUUCACCUCUGCUUUGGACGUUUCCGACUUGAUGAGUACUCUGAAUGGAGCAAUUCUGCAUCAAUUGGAGGAAUAACCAGACCCAAAUCCAACCCUACAAGAGCAUUAGUACCAUCGGCCUGCUCAGUCAAGUCCAGCUCCACAGACAGCACAUCAGCUUCCUCCGACUCCAGCCAGAGAAACUCAUCCUGCAAGAGACCAAACUUGGGCCUUUUUGUGAAUUCCCUGGCUCUCCCUCGUGCCCAAAGAAGCACGCUGGGUCCAGAAGCUCUGCCCUCCCACGGGGAGAUGAACCGCACACCUGGCUGGAGGAAUCACGUCCAGCAGGAACCAAGAUAAAAGACACAGGACCAGACAUAUGCAGACAUGCAAAUCCUAGAAACUAUCCUGUCUCAAUGUGGCUGCAUUGACGUAUAUUGUACUUGAAUAAAGA